CCAUCAAUUCGGACAACUGGGAUGCAUUGUGAGGUGUCGCAUUCAUAUCCCCUUCUAGCUUUUGCGGACGGAAACUUACAGUGCGUGUGAGUCACACCAGAGCAACUUCCGAGACCGGCACACACACCGCCAAACCUACCGAACUCUCUUUUCCACCUCGCCUCGGUGCAAACCUCGGAAGUAUUUUGUUACCCGCCACAAUACACAAAUCAUCACAUACCUACUGCCCAAGCCUAAGAUGAAGCUCAAGAUCAUCGACUACGAAGAUGUCAACCGCGAUAUCGCGACAUCAAAUCCGACAAUCCACUUCAACACCUCCUUCCACACCAAGGAUGAAGCUCCAGAUCUAGAACCACCUUCAGAAGCACCUUCCUACUUCAGAAGAUGGCUCCCUCUCAUCCUGCGGACCCGCGACAUGCCCCCCACCGCCGCCCAGACAAUCGGCCUAUCGCGCUCGCAAGCAAAGCUCCUCGUCGAAGCAGCAAACGGCUCAGUCCAGACGCGCGCCAUCAACAGGAUGUACGCCGAAGACCUCGAAGACAAGAUCGCCCCCGCGCUCUCCUCCGUAUCCUUCCCGCCCGAGGGUCUGUUCAUGCGCCUCGACGCAUUCUCGCCCAAAGACGGAGCCUGCAAGGUCCCGGGCCGACGGUCGCUCCACACCGUCGACGAGGCGAUCCUCCGCCUCGUGACUUCGAGUCGGGCGCGGAAUGCUCUUUCUGAUGCUCUCGAGUCUGGGGCAGAGCGUGUCGACAUCUUCUUUGUCCCGUUUUACCCUCGCAUGCAGUCCGAGAGGGAAUAUCGGGCGUUCUGCCCGCCUGGUAGACGGAGGAUUACGGCGGUCAGCCAGUAUAGAUGGCACCAGCCUUGGAUGAUGUCUGAGCUUCAGUCACUUGAGGAGAUUGAAGGUGUGACGGGGAAGAUAUUGCGCGGGAUUGAGUCGCUUCACGGACAGAUCCUGGAGGAUCUCGAGGAGGACAGUGAUAUGGACAGGUUGCUGCUAGAGCAAGGUUUCACAUUCGAUUCAUUCUUCGAUGAGGAAACUGGAGGCUGCCAGCUGAUCGAACUGAAUGGUUUCGGGGUCAGGAGCAGCUGUGGUUCGUGCCUGUUGCAGUGGGUGCGGGACAGGUCGCUGCUCUACGGGGCGGAAUCGGACGUUGAGUUCCGUAUCACGAGAUAACUUGAGUCCGGCGAACAGGGUGACUUGUGCACAGGCACGGCAUAUUUUGGAGUUGAGAACUGGACGAAAAGCAAUGACUCGGAGGGAAUUUGGACGGCCCUAAAAAGGGUGACCGACAAACCGCUUCGAUGCUGGGGUGGUUUAGACUGUACCCC
This is a messenger RNA of Phialemonium atrogriseum, 1332 nucleotides long. RefSeq lists its product as uncharacterized. Lineage: Eukaryota; Fungi; Ascomycota; Sordariomycetes; Cephalothecales; Cephalothecaceae. The transcript has 2 exons. The record is from RefSeq and is a predicted model, not a curated record. Bases 239 to 1177 code for a protein of 312 amino acids.